UGGAGCGUGUUGUGACAGGAUAUGAAUGCGGACAUAGAGGAGCAGGAAGACGAACUGCUCGCACUCAAUAGUAUCUUUGAUUCCGAGGAGUUCGUCCGGGAUGGAUCGAAAUCUGCCGGAGAAUUCCGAAUAUCCGUAGAGCUGCCUGCGGACUUCACCGUGACUCUGAAAGAAGGUGAAACGCUGAGGCAGUAUGAUAUAUCAUUCCUUCCACCUUUGCUCCUCACCUUUGAACUACCUGAUGACUACCCAUCCUCCUCCGCUCCCUCAUUCUCCCUCACCUGCAGCUGGCUCACACACAUGCAGCUCUCUGCGCUGGGUGCUCAGCUCAUCGAUCUCUACCAGGCCACAGGAGGCGCUGUGGUGCUCUUCUCCUGGGUACAGUUUCUUAAAGAGGAUGCCCUCAGGUUCCUGGACAUCCAUGCUCUGUUGGAGCUCCCCUCUGACGAACACAGCACCCAGUAUGAUAGCCUGGACUCAUUAAAUGCUGCACUCUCAGAACCAAAGAAUAAUCAACAGUCAGGACCCACAUAUCGCCAAGAUUGUAAUGCCGUAGAUCUUUGGAAAGCAGACCUCUCCGCACCGUCUUUGGAAGUUGAGCAUCCGACAGGGAUUCUUGCUGAUGGCCAAGAUCCUUCAACCUCAGACUGGAGAAAUACAGACUUGAGGGAGGCUGAGCGAACCCUUCACGCCUCAGAGUUUAAGAAUGAUCUGUCCACAGUGGCAGGCAAAUCAAAGCGUCUUCCAUCUGCUUCGUCAGAUCAAAGUGUUCAGGAAGAUGUCCUAAAUGAUGGAGAUGUGUCAGCCCCAUUGUUACUUCCUCCUGGGUCCUCAGACCCACUGGGUCCAAGUAAACAAGGAGCUGCUUUCCUGCCAAUCCACCCAAGAGAAUCCCCUCAGAAUGAAGGCCAAACACGCGCUGGCCUCUCGCUGACUCCGUCACAAGCUCUCCUGUCCCAGCUCCUGAUCUAUAAUGCGGCUCAGACACAGAAAGCAUUUUCCGCCACGGUGUUUGACUGUGGUGUGUGUUUCGUGGGCUUGCUCGGUUCAGACUGUGUCCAGUUGCCCGAGUGUGGCCACAUCUUCUGCAAGGUCUGUCUCACCAAGUUCUGCACACUCCAGAUAACAGAGGGCAACAUCAAGGCCGUCAGCUGUCCUGAGGCGGACUGCUCUGCCACCCCGACACCUUCACAGGUGAAGUGUCUGGUAGGGGAGGAGCUGUUCAGCCGCUAUGACCGUCUCCUGCUACAAUCUACUCUCGACCACAUGGCUGAUGUGGUGUACUGUCCUCGGCGUGUUUGUGGUUCGGCCGUUAUUGUGGAGAAAUCCAGUGCUGCAGCACAGUGCUCUGUGUGCAGCUUUGCCUUCUGUGUCGCUUGCAAGAAGACCUACCAUGGAACAGAUAACUGUUUGGGAAAGAGGAAAACGAAAAUAUGGGAAGCACAGCAAGCCAAUGUGGACCUGCCACAGUCACAAGAUGUGCAUCUGAAGCGGUGCUCUGAUUGUGCCUCAGAGGGGCUGAGUGCUCUGUGGGACGACUAUGCCAGUGGCAGCAAGCAGAGGCAGCGCCUCCUGGAGAGCAGGUACGGCCGCAGUACAAUGCGGGCCACUGUGGAGGAGUGUCUGAGUGAGGACUGGAUGGCCUUCAAUAGCAAGAACUGUCCUCACUGCUUUUGGAAGAUACAGAAGAACGGAGGAUGUAACAUGAUGACGUGCUCUCAGUGCGGACAGCUGUUCUGCUGGUCCUGCCUCACCAGACUGCCAUCCCAUCGCGCAGGCAAACACUUUGAGAAUGGUCUCUGCUAUCAGUACCAAUAGGCCCUCUUCACAGCUGCCAUUUUGACAUGUCAUAUCGGGGUAAACACUGGUUUAAUAGGUUUAAUACAAUGAAUUAUGGUCCCGUUCUUUUUAGUGUGUCACAGUCGUUCCAGUGAGCGAGCAUGCACAAUACCAGGACUAAAUACCACUUAAAUUACACAGGUACAGAAUUAAUGUGAUUAAUUACAAAGACAUGUCAAAGAGGCUUCUGGGUAAAGGGCCUGUACUGCCCAAUCUUGUGCUCCAAGCCCCCCUUACUGCUGGCCACUGGCCGCCAGCCAUGGAGGCGAAGAAGUAAACAAGUGUUGCACAUGGUAUGUUGUGUUCAGUUCAGUUCGAUUUUUAAGUGCACCUUAAAAAAAUACCUGACAAUGCACAUCAGUGCUGAUUUUAAGAAAAAUAAAUAUGCAAAUAGUAUAAAAGAAACACACGAUGUGGAGCAUGUUGCCAAAUAGUUAUCAUCUUAACACAGUUUAAAUCUGCCAGUAGUGGAAGAAGUACUCAGCUCUAAAUCCAUAAUCACUUAUUUCAUACAUCAUUGUAAUGAAAAUCUGAAGCUGCAAAGUAACUAUUAACAAAUAAAUUUAGCGGUGCAAAAAGUACAUUUGUUUCCAAAGUCUGGUGGUGUAUAAAGUAGCACAAUAUGGAAAUAAUCACGUAAAGUACCUCAUAACUUUAUUUCAGUACAAUACUUGAGUAAAUGAACAUUGUUCCACCACUAGAAUUCAGUACACUAUAAAUAUUAUAGGCUUUUGCUACAGAUGCGCCAACUAAUAUGUAUGUCACAAUUCAUACUAAAAAGCCCAAAACACAUACAAAUACUAAUUUCUACUGAGCCUUUACAGUCUUUACAAAAGCACAGCACUUAUAUUACUGUGUCUCGACCAGUAGAGGGUGCUAAAUAACAAGAAUGACAAAACAGUUUGGUAACUUUACAAGAGAUCCCUUUUAGUCAAUGCACUUUUUAUUAAAAAAACAUACUUCAUCAUUCACUAUUGAAUAAUCGGACAAUACAUUAGUGAAAACUGUGAUGAGACAUGCAUGCUUGCUGGUCUAGAUGCAAAAUGAAUAAUCUAUUAAAGGAAAUCACCAAGUGUACCAAAGCCACAUUUCAUAUAUGAUUAUUGUACCUAACGGUUCUGCAACUGAUUCUCAUUUGUUUUAUCAGUCGACCAAUUAUUUAUUGGAUUCAUUGAUUAAUAGUUUGGUUUACUGAAAACAGAAACUAGUAAAAAGGGCCAAUCAUAGGUUGUCUGCCCGACAGUCUUUCCCCAAACAUAUUAUUUACUUUGUUUACUAAGAAAACAAAUAGAUAUUCACAUUUGAGAGGCUGAAACCAGGUAGGUUAUGCUUAAAAAAAUACUUCAACAAUUAAUGGAGUAUGGUUGCGGUUUACCUUUCUGUUAAUCAACUUAUUGAUUGAGGAAAUAAUCGUUGCAGCUCCAGUACCCAAGGUGUCACUUUUUAGAGUCUUUCAACUUCCUAUCAUGUACUUUAUGUCUGUAAAGUAUUUUAUCUUACAGCCUGUUGUGAAUUGUUCUGCAAGAGCUUUAGCCGUGUAAAAACUUAAUUGCGAUACAGUUCUGAAGUUCUGACACAAAAAUAUGGUGUACAACUGUAAAUGUAUAAUAUUUGGCAACUUGGCAACCUUUCUGCAAGUUUUUUUUGCACUAAAGCCGUUUGCAGAUUUGAUGAUUGAUGUAUGAUUGCACGUGUUUAAAAGAGAAUACUUUGUUACUUUUAUGUGAGAACUAGUGUUUGACAUUCUGUUUUGCAUUAUUCUGUGUACCAUGUGGUUCAUUCCUGUACUGCUGCUGUGACAUUCAAACCUCCCCCGAGGAUAAAUAAAGUACCUCUCUAUCGAG
Cyclopterus lumpus (lumpfish) is the source of this 3683-nucleotide messenger RNA. RefSeq names its product E3 ubiquitin-protein ligase RNF14-like. Gene Ontology annotation, cellular component: cytoplasm; ubiquitin ligase complex. Lineage: Eukaryota; Metazoa; Chordata; Actinopteri; Perciformes; Cyclopteridae. The transcript is spliced from 7 exons. Bases 22 to 1818 code for a protein of 598 amino acids. Gene Ontology annotation, molecular function: zinc ion binding; ubiquitin protein ligase activity; ubiquitin conjugating enzyme binding. Gene Ontology annotation, biological process: protein polyubiquitination; ubiquitin-dependent protein catabolic process; positive regulation of proteasomal ubiquitin-dependent protein catabolic process. The record is from RefSeq and is a predicted model, not a curated record.